AUGAUGGGUACUAGUAGUUACAUGUAUCAAGCAACGAUUGCGCCGACUCGGGGACAUCCAACUCUCGGGGCCGUGAAGCCAAUCCGCCGUGGCGAUUUGGGCAUUUUCCCCGGGAAGUUCGGCCAAUCGGCCCCACCCGCGCCGCGGCCGGAGACGCCGAUAUCAGCUGCGGCCCAACUCCACUUCCCUCGAUGGUAA
Molecule: messenger RNA, 198 nt
Organism: Colletotrichum lupini
Lineage: Eukaryota; Fungi; Ascomycota; Sordariomycetes; Glomerellales; Glomerellaceae
Exons: 1
Coding region: 1-198 (65 amino acids)
Source: RefSeq, a predicted model, not a curated record